Rubroshorea leprosula is the source of this 1045-nucleotide messenger RNA. The record is from the annotation of a GenBank genome assembly. Lineage: Eukaryota; Viridiplantae; Streptophyta; Magnoliopsida; Malvales; Dipterocarpaceae.
CCUUCUGGGUGUCCGACCCUUUAUUAGGAACCAAGUCUCAUUAAAUGUUAAAGUACCCUUAGAAAAAUUGACUAGUUUCACAGAUUAAUUUAAAAGCCAACUAGGUUUCUUGCAUUUUUUCAUAUCUUCCGUUGUCCUGAUUAGGUUAUCCAUUGGGGACUUGAACACAAGAUUUGUGCAAGAAGUUUCUAACUGUCCCUAUAUUUUUUGUCGAUUUGCUUGAACAAGCUUAAUUCAUAAGCCAUCCUGAUCUGUUGCUUGGUGAAUGAUAGAAAAUCUUAGAGUUGAAUUCAACAGUAAGAAAAUUCAAUUACUACCGUCCAGGCAGGAAGGAGACAUUUUGUGCAUGGAGGGCAAUGAGCUAAUAGCCACGAGGUCAGGUUCGUAGAUGAAUUGGUUAGAAACCCAUUGAAGCAAGCAAAUCAGGUUUGUUUAGCUGACACUUGAAUUCAUAUUACCUUGAUAUAUUAUACUUAAAUUUUCAGUUUUAGCUGACAUCACAGCUCGGUUUAUUAAAAUCAGUCCCUGGUCCACCCGACAAGGAACCUUGGUUGAAGCAACUAAUCUCUAUAUCUUACUGCUUGUGUGUCUCUGAAAAUCUGAAUCGUUUACUUAUUGAUUGUUAGGAGAUGGAAAAAUGUGGGGUUUUAACUUUUUGCCCCGCAUAUGAUUGAGAAGCAAGCAAGGUGGAAAAAAAUUAACAAAAAAAAAAUGGUCUCUCUCAAAGCUGUGGCUGGUGGCAUUUGACAUUGACACUAGCUCUGUUGACAAAUUAAAUUAGAGUUUAGGUUUGAAAGAGCUAGCUUAUGAAAUAAGAAAAUAUCGGUCUUGCAGAAACAAUCGCCAUGGAGUUUGUGCCAAUCACAGAGAUACCCCUGGAGUUUGUUUGUUUUUUUUUUUUCUUUUCUUUUAAGUAAAAAUUCCCCAUGUUUUUCUUUUUUGAAAAUAAGAAACAAAAAGUUUCUUGGCUGCUUUUAUAUGUUUCAUAGGACAUGGUUAUGGUUAUCAUUAGUUUUGUUAAGGUUAUUAAAAUUGUUAAAUUUUU